Messenger RNA from Oncorhynchus tshawytscha (Chinook salmon), 3128 nucleotides. RefSeq lists its product as uncharacterized. Gene Ontology annotation, biological process: nervous system development; negative regulation of transcription by RNA polymerase II. Gene Ontology annotation, cellular component: nucleus. The record is from RefSeq and is a predicted model, not a curated record. The transcript has 3 exons. The coding region runs from base 486 to 1922 and encodes 478 amino acids. Lineage: Eukaryota; Metazoa; Chordata; Actinopteri; Salmoniformes; Salmonidae. Gene Ontology annotation, molecular function: protein binding; RNA binding.
CAGAAACCAGAAAGAAGGGUUGUGAAAGGGAAAGAAGAAGGGAGAGAGAGGGAGUCAAGACUGAGCUAGAAACGGAGAAAGAGACAGAGCAACAGAGAGGAAGUGAGGGAAGGAGGGAAGGAGAGGGCACAGCAAAUCUGGUAGAUAUGUCGAGAGGGCUAGAGAUAGUGGGGGUGUAAAAGAGAGUGGGAGGAAAGAGAGAGAGUGCGUCUGUCUGAUAGACAUAGUGAGGCUGUCUGGAUGUUCCCAUUCACUCUGCAGCAUGCUGUACUAAAGACUCACACCUUAACCAGAAGAGAGAGAGAGAGAUUGGAUCAUUGAGACUGAGAACACCUUCGACCUCUCUGUCAGUGAUGAUUCACCAGAGAGUAACGGGAUCCCUUAGGGUGUCUCUUUCACAUGAGGCCUAUGUGACUUAACCUCUCCACAACAACCUGUAGGCCAGGGAACUGAAGUGUCAGUAUAUGUGACGGCUGUGUGAACCAAUGAGCACCACACUAACCCCAGAGACCGGCCUAGGCAGAGAGAGUCUCCCGCCCAAGAAGAGGGACCCCAGACCAGGCCUCUCAGAGCAGCCUCCUGCUGUCACGUUCAAGGUCCCCUUCCCCUACAAGAGCCAUAAUGAAGUCAAGCCCUACAAUGCAUCUUACUCAGACCUGCUCCCUCCUACAUCUGCAUCUGUGCCCCCGCUAUACCAGCCCUGGACCCAGUCCCCCACCACAGCCUCCACCACCAGAGUCAACCCCUAUCUCCCCUCUCCUGUCAACGACAGCUAUGGCUGGGCUGAGUGGAAGGAGCACUAUUACAGAGGUUGGGCUGCAGUGCCUUCAGGGUGGGAAGUUCCCUACAUUCUCCAUCACCCCUCAGAAUACCCACGCCACCCCUCUAUCUGCAGACACAUGGCCUUGCCUACAGAGGAGCCCAGUGGGGUGGAAGCAGGGUACAGAUGGCACCUUAAUAAAAAAGUGAGGGAGAAGUUAAGUCCACACACCACACAGCAAAGCAGACAGAGCGGCCCAUAUAUGAGAAGAAGGAAACAGGGGGGCCACCAGCCACGACCCAGCUCAGGGACAGGUUCUGCCCCACUGAACACUGCUCUAUCUCCUACCGCCAACAGGAACCUACACCACCACCCUGAACUGGUAUACACAAACCUCUCCACAGCCCCCAAGUACCAUGCUUCAGGGCAAAGUCCUUUGGAGUUUGAGGCACAAUCUCCCAUAAGACCAUCACUUAUUGACCAAUCAACAGAGAAAUAUUGGACCAUGGGAGUAACAGAAAAAGUAUGUGUGCCUACACAUCUCUCCUCCCAUCACUCUUCCUACCCUUCCACCUCUUCUGACCAGUUGCCCUGGUUGCUCCCUCACUUUGCGGCAGGCUCUUUAAUCGAGCUCAAAGAUGGGCGGCUGAGGAGGGUUGAGGAUUUGAAGACAGAAGACUUCCUAAUCGGCGCGGAGGCUUGUCCAGAGCUGCGUCUGAGCUGCUGCACUGUGCAGCACAUCUCCCCCUCCACAGCCCCCUCCCUCUCCCGCCUCCUCAUCCUCCUACACGAGGAACACUCUCAGGAGUUCCUGGAUGUGUAUGUGGAGUACCCGUUCUUUGUACGUGGGCGUGGCUGGUCCUCCUGCUGUCCCCAGAGAACAGCCCGUCUUUGUGGCCUCCGCUGCCACCAACUUAGUGUGGGUGACGUCUGCCUGGCUCUCAUACCCACAUCACCCUCCGUUCCCCCACCCACCCAACCCCAGGGUCCUGGCACCCCAGCUAGAGGGCCUAAGCCCCUACAAACAUCCUGCCCCCAGGCUCCUCUUCCCCCUGCUCCAGAUAAGCCAAAAGCAGGGCAGAGAGGGGGGUUGGAACCAGCACGGAAGAGGCGUUGGUCAGCCCCUGAGCUGCGUGGCCAAGGCACCAACUGCCCGUACUGAUAAACACCACUACCAUAUGGAAAGGGAGCCAGCAAAGUCUAACUUUUGUUUUAUUAUCUUUAUCUCAACCUCACACUCUUUCCAUCCCUGUGGUUGUCUUUUUCUCAUUUCUGCUUGUCUUUUUUAUAUAAAGGUUUAUUAUGAUCAAGGAGGAUAGAAAUAUAGAUUUGACUCUCAGGAUUCUGGAUCCUAAGCAGAGUAUAAUUGCAGGUAUUGGUCUAAAAGCCAUGGAUUAUCAGGGAUGUGAGAGAGAAUAUAUCAGGCACAAUAUAUUACCUUGACCCAACUCUAGAAUUGCAAUUUUAAAGGUGUCACCCAAUAUUAUUAAAACUUGAAAACAUAAACACUCCUAAUGUUAUCAAUGAGAUCAUUCAGGGGAAAUACAUUCUAUGCUACCUCUAUAUUAGCAACUUUAAUUGACAGAACUGAUUUCUGUAUGUAGAACAGUGAAUGUUGAAGUAGGCCCCAGUGACUGUGAAUGGCUCCCUGUGUGCUGUAUAGCUGACAGUUGUUGGCAUUACAUUAUGCACUAGAUCAUUGGUGUCAUUGGUGUCCGGUCUGUUCUUUUACCUCAACUUUUGCUACAGUUUGACAAUCCUUUAUGUUCUGAAAUUCUAAUUGAAAUAUUUCUGUUGAUUAAGAAUAAAACAUGUUAAAGGGCUCUAUUCAAUCUGUAUGGCGGAAAUUCAGCGUUACAGAGUGAUAAACAUUUCAAAUGGAAUGUUCUGCGGAAGCAGAGACUGUAUUCACGGUAAAUGCAGGAUACAGUGAGCUCCAAAUGUAUUAGGACAGCGACAAAUUUUUUGUUGUUUUGGCUCUUUAUUCAAGCACUUUGGAUUUGAAAUGACUAGGAGGUUAAAGUGCAGACUGUCAGCUUUAAAUUGAGGGUAUUUUCAUUCAUAUCUGGUGAACCAUUAAGAAAUUACAGUGCUUUUUGUACAUAUUCCCCCAUUUUAGGGGACCAAAAUUAUCGGUCAAAUUCACUUAUACAGUAUAUGUAUUAAAGUAGUAAAAAGUUCAGUAUUUGGUCCCAUAUUCAUAGAACACAAUGACUACAUCAAGCUUGUUACUCUGCAAAUUUGUUUAAUGCAUUUCCUGUCUGUUUUGAUUGGGUUUUAGAUUAGUUUGUGACCAAUAGAAAUGAAUGGUAAAUAAUGUAUUGUGUCAUUUUGGAGUAACUUUUAUUGUAAAUAAGAAUAGAGUAUU